Messenger RNA from Salvia miltiorrhiza (redroot sage), 1704 nucleotides. RefSeq lists its product as uncharacterized. Bases 65 to 1612 code for a protein of 515 amino acids. NCBI's taxonomy places the organism in Eukaryota, Viridiplantae, Streptophyta, Magnoliopsida, Lamiales, Lamiaceae. Gene Ontology annotation, biological process: tRNA modification; mRNA pseudouridine synthesis. The record is from RefSeq and is a predicted model, not a curated record. Gene Ontology annotation, cellular component: mitochondrion. Gene Ontology annotation, molecular function: RNA binding; pseudouridine synthase activity. The transcript is spliced from 9 exons.
AAAUGAAAUGACGAUGAAGGAGUAUUUAGCUAAUUAGUCAAUACUAAGUAAGUAGGGACAUAAGAUGAGAAGCUUUGUUCCAAAGAGAUUAACAAUGGCGGCAUCGCUGCACCUAAAUCUACUCCACCACCUCCGCCGCUGCAAGCCGCUCUACGCUUCUUGGUCACCGCCACUCCGCGUCUUCUCCAAAAGACUCCUAUCCGCCCCCGCCACUCCAUACCCACUGCAAUAUGAUAUGAUUAUCGCCCGCCCCGCUAACUCUCCUCACCGCCACCCCGCCCGCCGCCGCUCUCCCAUCGCCGCAGCUUCCCAGCCCCAAUCCUCCGCCGAAUUAGGCUUCAACGAGUGGGUCGACAAGAAGCUCUCCAGCAAAGAAACCGACAACACCAGCACCGAAUUAACAAUGGACAAAUCCAAGAGAAAAUACUACAAUAAAAGGAGGAAGAGAAUGUACGGAGAAUCGGAAUCGGAUGAGGAAAGCCGCGGCGGCGGCGAGGGCGAUUUCAUCGAAUUGAAGCAGGAAGUGGUGGAGCUCCGCACCCUGCAUAAGAGGGAGGAGGAAUUGUAUUUCUACGACGCCUUCGCUUACCCGUGGGAGAAAAACAAGCACUACAAAAUGGUGUAUCAAAUGGAGAAGAAGUUUUUCCCGGAUCAAUGCUUCGAUAGGGCGUUUUUGGAGCCGGGGAAGGCGAAUGCGAAGCAGGGGAAGAGGGAAAUGAGGUGUGGAGCUGUGAAGGGUGAGGCUGGGGAUGAGAGAGGGUUGGUGUUUUUUGAUGAGAAAGAUGGAGGAGGUGAGGAAGUGAAGGGUGUAGAUGUGAGUGAGAAGAAAGUGGAGGAUUUCUUCAAGUGUUUGAAGAAAGUCCCCAAUGAGAAUAGUGGUGCUGUUGCGCCGGAGCCGUUUCUUUCGACUAGGACCGCUGGCCUUCCGCCCAAGUGGGAUGGCCCCAAUGGGACUGUGCUUUUGGUUAACAAACCUAAAGGUUGGACUUCAUUUACAGUGUGUGGGAAGCUGCGACGCCUGGUUAAUGUGAAGAAGGUGGGCCAUGCCGGAACCCUAGAUCCCAUGGCAACGGGCCUGUUGAUUGUAUGUGUAGGUAAAGCUACCAAGGUGGUUGACAGAUAUCAGGGCAUGUUAAAGGGAUACAGUGGAACCUUCCGUUUGGGGGAAGCUACCUCAACCUGGGAUGCAGAUUCACCUGUAAUCCAAAGGGAGUCAUGGGAACACAUCAAGGACGAGGAUAUAAAGAAAUCUGCUGCGUCGUUUUGUGGAGAGAUAUGGCAAGUUCCACCCAUGUUCUCUGCUAUUAAAGUCGGAGGAGAGAGGAUGUACGAGAAAGCUAGAAAAGGUGAAAGCAUUGAACUUUCUCCUAGAAGGAUUUCAAUCUUCCAAUUCGACGUUGAAAGAAGUUUAGAAGACAGACAAAAUGUGAUUUUCCGAGUGACUUGCUCGAAAGGAACUUAUAUUCGUUCACUUUGUGCUGAUUUUGGGAAGGCUCUGGGGAGCUGCGCGCAUUUAACAGCCCUACGCAGAGAUUCAAUUGGUGAAUAUUCAGCAGAUGAUGCGUGGGAAUUUCAAGAGCUGGAAGAAGAAAUUACCAAAGGAUAUAUCUAGUGCUUUUCUUGUCAAUAAUUGCAUUGCAAAUUAACACAUUUCUUUCUUAGCCACAUUUUAUAUUUUUGGCGGUAUAUUAUCAUCUUGUGUCA